Messenger RNA from Eubalaena glacialis (North Atlantic right whale), 603 nucleotides. It is a transcript of the gene GUCA1B, whose product is annotated as guanylate cyclase activator 1B. The transcript has 4 exons. Gene Ontology annotation, cellular component: cone photoreceptor outer segment; photoreceptor inner segment. Gene Ontology annotation, molecular function: calcium ion binding; calcium sensitive guanylate cyclase activator activity. The coding region runs from base 1 to 603 and encodes 200 amino acids. Lineage: Eukaryota; Metazoa; Chordata; Mammalia; Artiodactyla; Balaenidae. The record is from RefSeq and is a predicted model, not a curated record. Gene Ontology annotation, biological process: visual perception.
AUGGGGCAGCAGUUCAGCUGGGAGGAGGCAAAGAACGGCGCAGUGGACGUGGCAGAGCUGCAGGAGUGGUACAAGAAGUUCGUGGAGGAGUGCCCCAGCGGCACGCUCUUCCUGCACGAGUUUAAGCGCUUCUUCAAGGUCGCGGGCAACGAGGAGGCCACCCAGUAUGUAGAGGGCAUGUUCCGAGCUUUCGACAAGAACGGGGAUGACACCAUCGACUUCCUGGAGUAUGUGGCAGCCCUGAACCUUGUUCUGAGGGGCACCCUGGAGCACAAGCUGAAGUGGACCUUCAAGAUCUAUGACAAGGACCGCAAUGGCUUCAUUGACCGCCUGGAGCUGCUGGACAUCGUGGAGUCCAUCUACAGGCUGAAGAAAGCCUGCAGGGUGGAGAUGGAGGCUGAGCAGCAAGGCGAGCUGCUCACACCUGAGGAGGUCGUGGACAGGAUCUUCCUUCUGGUGGAUGAGAACGGAGAUGGCCAGCUGUCCCUGAAUGAGUUCAUUGAAGGUGCCCGUCGUGACAAGUGGGUGCUGAAGAUGCUGCAGAUGGACGUGAAUCCCGGUAGCUGGAUCUCUCAGCAAAGGCGGAAAAGUGCCAUGUUCUGA